AUGGUUCUUAAUCAUAGCUUACGACCUAUGAUUAAGAAUCAUUCAUGGUUUAAAAAGCUCUGCCAGGAGGCAGUAUGGGAAGCCUUCCGGAUCUUCAUGGAUCGAAUUCCUCAAACUACAGAAUACCAGAACUGGGUUGAUGCAUGUCAACAAGAAUCUUUUUGCCUAUUUGACAUUGGAAAGAACUUUAGCAGCUCUCAAGAACAUCUGGAUAUUAUUCAACAGAGAGUUAAAGACAAGAGAAUCCCUGAAAAGAAGGAUGAGAUGUCUACAGAAGCUACUUUCUCUCCAGUAGUAAUUGAGGACCCUCUUGUGUCUAUAACUGAUUUCCCUCAGUCUGAACCGGCUUUCUUUGUUACCACAAAUGACACUCCUUUGAAUGAAAUUCUAAAUGAGUCAAAGCCUUUGUUACAGGAAACAGAAGUCACCAACUUAGUACCAGAGCAACCAAAACAGCAGAUUGUGGAGUUCACAGUUACCCUCAACAACCAAGAAUUUACAACUGAGCUUAGUGAUCCAAAUUCCCCUCAGUACCAAGAGCUUGCUACAAAUUUUCAGCUUCAGAUGCAAAAGGUGUUUGAAAAUCUUCCAGGGUUUAAGGAAAUACAGGUUCUACGCUUUAGACAGAAGAAGGAAAAAGAUGGAUCUGAUAGCAUUGUAGUGCGCUAUGCUGUGGUCUUUGAAAGAGGCAGCUCUGAAUCUAAAAAUAAAAUUGAUGAGACACCUACUAUCGCAUCUAACAAAGUUGAGAAUGGUAACAAUGAAGAGGCAAGAGAAAUGUCAUACACUGUGAUAGAACUACAGCAGAUGGUUGCCAUGGCAUUGCAUGAUGAUCGAUCUCUGGCGGUGGACCUACAAACUCUCAUGUUUUCAGAUGACCCAGAUAUACCUUUAGAUCAAGUUGAAAGUGACACUCGUCCUCCAGUCACAGUGGUAACAUCCAAAAUGAAGACUAAUUCGGAUAACAUUUUAAUUCCUGAAGUUCCAGCUGGUAAUCCCACUGCAAAAAUCGAGCUACAGCCCACAAACUACCGCAUCACUGCAACUACAUUCCCACUAGACAAAGAGACAAUUGCAAAUGAGAUUGCAGCAGAGGCCCAUACUGAAUUUAUGAGAAGUACAUAUAGGACUUCUUAUGCAGAAGAAUAUGAGGCAUCAACUACUUCAUUCCAGCAUGAAGUGAAUGUCGAUCUUCAAACACAAUCAUUGGAGGAGUUAAUUAAAAACAUUAAUAAUAAUGUCAACAAAGGUUUUACCGUGCCUUUAGAUACUCCAUAUGCCAAUGCUAAAGUAGGUCAAAAUGAACUAGAAGCAAUGCUAGAAAAUAAUGUCAUAGAUACAUCAAGUUUCAUUAAUAGACAAUCUCUUUGA
Bufo gargarizans (Asiatic toad) is the source of this 1371-nucleotide messenger RNA. It is a transcript of the gene IMPG1, whose product is annotated as interphotoreceptor matrix proteoglycan 1. The record is from RefSeq and is a predicted model, not a curated record. Lineage: Eukaryota; Metazoa; Chordata; Amphibia; Anura; Bufonidae. Bases 1 to 1371 code for a protein of 456 amino acids. The transcript is spliced from 12 exons. Gene Ontology annotation, biological process: visual perception.